CUCCUCUCCAGGUUUUCCAUCCUGCUGUCUGACCUCUGGACACUCAGCUGUUCCAGUGGGGGUCCAUACAGACCACAGUCCAUCUUUAUGGUUCCAGGUGCUACUCUCAAACCAACUCUACCUGAAUAAGCAACGUGCUUCUUUUGCGGACACCCGAAAACUACCAGCAUAAACGAACACAGACCUGAUGGAUGCAACAGUUUUACCUCUCAGUCAGACUCUCAUCCUCCUCUGAUCCAAUCCGAGGAUUCUCUUCUGACUUCUACCUCCCACAGGAAAUACGCAAGGAAAGAAAAUAGCAAAAUUUCUUUCCUGGUAUCAGGUCCAUUUCUCCUGCUUUGUUCCACAUCGCUCCCUUUACCUCAGGGAUCUUCUCCCACUGCCUACCUCCUCCACCGGAACAGCCAACCCAGUGACCGGAACAGCCACCUGAAAACGCACCUGUGACCUCCGUUCGCCGCUGCUCACCCGGUGAACCCAGACUGCCUCUCAACCUCCUCACUGCAACUGUGACGACCAUCAAAGACCUUGGACCUCUUCCAACCUGCCAGCUCAGACCCUCUCACUGCCUGAUCCACACUCGCAGCCUCAACCUCGGAUUAGUUUUAACGGAGGGUGUAAAGGAUUACGUUGCCGGAAAGGCAGCUCCAAGCUCACAAUAGCCUCACAUUUCCUGGAUGGCAACAAUAUACCUCAGAAGACACAGCUUCACCUGAAGACACUUAAGGGAACUUCUACGCAAAGCAUUCACUACCCCGGUGCUUUAAUCUACCUUCUACUCAACUCACCUCAGCUUCUGCCAUUUGCCUUAGAGGCGGUUGUAUAGCAACAGUAGCCAAGGAGGCCUCCAGAGAAGUGUAGAGACAAAGACUCAGGAGAACAGCCUGGCAGGAAACUCCACUUUGGCUUCACCUCAUACACCAGCCUCAGUCUAAGCUGAGGAACCCAUCAGCAGUCGCCCCCGAAGGCCUUCAGAUCACUAAACAGACUCCGAAGGUCCCCCCACCUCCAGCUAAAACCUCCAACCCUAAAACUACCGUCCAGACCAGUUCUGUGGAGUCUCAUCAGCGUUUCAACCUCCAGAGCCUGAAAACAAACAAUAAAGAACGUCCCAACACAUCGCAGAGCAGAUCCAAGGACGUCGAGUGAGAAGAAGCGAACAUUAAGAGUGAAGAGAAGAAUGCAAUGCUUUUAUCUCCUUCUUCUGAUGCCCCGCCCACCGUGCUCCGCCUCCCGGUCGGUGGCCGUUGACGUUCUCCGACGGCGCUCAGCUGAAGGGGCUGCCGGCGAAUGCUGAGCAGGCUGGCGGAUUCAGGCUCCGCCUCCUCCUCCUGUGAUUGGCCGCUUGACGGGGACUGAGGCCAAAUGGAACCAAUGUCCAACAAACAGGACAGCAACUCAUCAGAGGGAGAUGAGAAAGGGUGGCCGGAUGUGCCCAAGAGGAAGCGGAAGAACAGCCAGUGUUCAGUGAAGAGCAUGUCUGCUCUUAGCCUCUCUGUUCCAGGGUACAUCCCCAGUUACCUGGAGAAGGAUGAGCCAUGUGUGGUGUGUGGAGACAAGGCCACUGGGUACCACUACCGCUGCAUCACCUGUGAAGGCUGUAAGGGUUUCUUCCGUAGAACCAUCCAGAAGAACCUCCACCCGUCUUACUCCUGUAAAUACGACAGCUGCUGCAUCAUCGACAAAAUCACCCGUAACCAAUGUCAGCUGUGUCGCUUUAAGAAGUGCAUCUCAGUGGGCAUGGCCAUGGACUUGGUGUUGGACGACAACAAGCGAGUGGCCAAGCGUCGUCUGAUCGAGGAGAACCGAGAGAAGAGGAAGAGGGAGGAGAUGGUGCGGACGCUCCAGGUCCGACCGGAACCCGACAGCGCCGAGUGGGACCUGAUCCGCCUGGUGACCGAGGCCCACCGCCACACCAACGCCCAGGGCUCCAGCUGGAAACAGAAACGCAAGUUCAUGCCCGAUGACAUCGGACAGGGUCCUAUGAUGCCCACUUCAGACGGAGACAAGGUGGACUUGGAGGCCUUCAGUGAGUUCACCAAGAUCAUGACCCCCGCCAUCACGCGAGUCGUCGACUUUGCCAAGAAACUGCCCAUGUUCUCAGAGCUGCCUUGUGAAGAUCAGAUCAUCUUGCUGAAAGGCUGCUGCAUGGAAAUCAUGUCGCUGAGGGCCGCCGUCCGCUACGAUCCAGAGAGCGAAACGCUGACGCUCAGCGGUGAGAUGGCGGUGAAGCGCGAGCAGCUGAAAAACGGCGGCUUGGGCGUGGUGUCGGACGCCAUCUUUGACCUGGGCAAGAGCCUGGCCCAGUUCAACCUGGAUGACUCAGAAGUGGCGCUGAUGCAGGCCGUGCUGCUCAUGAGCUCAGACCGUUCGGGGCUGAACAGCGUGGAGAAGAUCGAGCAGUGCCAGGAGGCCUACCUGCUGGCCUUCGAACACUACAUCAACUACAGAAAGCACAACAUUCCGCACUUCUGGCCCAAACUGCUGAUGAAGGUGACGGACCUGCGCAUGAUCGGAGCCUGCCACGCCAGCCGCUUCCUGCACAUGAAGGUGGAGUGUCCCAACGAACUGUUCCCCCCGCUGUUCCUGGAGGUGUUCGAGGACCAGGAGGUUUAAACAAAGGAGGAGGAGAAGAAGAGCAGA
Sphaeramia orbicularis (orbiculate cardinalfish) is the source of this 2643-nucleotide messenger RNA. RefSeq names its product thyroid hormone receptor alpha. The transcript is spliced from 10 exons. Gene Ontology annotation, molecular function: zinc ion binding; RNA polymerase II cis-regulatory region sequence-specific DNA binding; nuclear receptor activity. NCBI's taxonomy places the organism in Eukaryota, Metazoa, Chordata, Actinopteri, Kurtiformes, Apogonidae. Gene Ontology annotation, cellular component: RNA polymerase II transcription regulator complex. Gene Ontology annotation, biological process: positive regulation of transcription by RNA polymerase II; thyroid hormone receptor signaling pathway; cell differentiation. Bases 1366 to 2616 code for a protein of 416 amino acids. The record is from RefSeq and is a predicted model, not a curated record.